GUCGCGGCGGGCCAUGGCGGGCAGCCCCGCAGGUGCCGAGCUGCCGCGCGAGGCGCCGGCCGAGGAGGCCGAGCCGCCGGGCGCCGCGUGGAGCGGGGACAGCGGCACGGUGUCCCAGAGCCACAGCAGCGCCUCGGGGCCGUGGGAGGACGAGGCUGGCGAGGACCUGCCGCUGCUGCGGCGCGCCGCGGCGAGCUGCGCCGCCUGCCUGCUGCCCGGCGCCGGGACGCGGCCCGAGGUGGAGGCCCUGGACGCCGGCCUCGAAGACCUGCUCUCCAGGGUGGACGAGUUCGCGGGCAUGCUGGACAUGAUCCGCGGCGACUCGUCGCACGUGGUGAGCGAGGGCGUGCCGCGCAUCCACGCCAGGGCCGCGGAGAUGCGGCGCGUCUACGGCAGGAUCGACAAACUCGAGGCCUUCGUGAGGAUGGUGGGCCGCAGCGUGGCCCGGAUGGAGGAGCACGUGGCCAAGGCGGAGGCCGACCUGGGCGCCUUCCCCAAGGCCUUCACGAAGCUCCUGCACGCCAUGCACGUGCCCGCCCUCUUUAACCGGGCGUCCCCCGCCCGGCCUCAGCACGCGGCCUUUGAGCCACCCGCCCUGUUUCGGACCGAAGACCACUUCCCGUGUUGCAACGACAGACCCCAACUCUGAGUCAAACUGCACGAGAACCCCAAAGAAGAGCCUGAAGCAUUAGCUGAAGAUCGUAUUACUUCCUAUAUGAUGUUGCGGAAUGGAAUUUUAAAGUUCAUUUUCUGCAGACCAUUUCGCUUCCUUGAUCCUGAUACAAAGUGCGGUCUUCCAAUUCUAACUUGAAGGCUGCUGGGUGGGGGAUGGGAAGCCACAUGAAUGAACUUGUCCUCUACAAUAGCGCUGUUCUUUGUGGAUUUUCCUACUCAACUAACAGUGUUAUCUUUUCAAGAUUUAUAUAUUUAUUACUGUGAGAAAAAUUACCAAGCCAUUAAAGCCUUAUUAAUCAUAA
Dipodomys spectabilis (banner-tailed kangaroo rat) is the source of this 977-nucleotide messenger RNA. RefSeq names its product biogenesis of lysosomal organelles complex 1 subunit 4 (gene Bloc1s4). NCBI's taxonomy places the organism in Eukaryota, Metazoa, Chordata, Mammalia, Rodentia, Heteromyidae. The coding region runs from base 14 to 649 and encodes 211 amino acids. The transcript has a single exon. The record is from RefSeq and is a predicted model, not a curated record. Gene Ontology annotation, cellular component: BLOC-1 complex.